AUGCACGGGAACCUUCAGGAGAUCAUCUCAGAGGGUGCCACUGGCACGCCUCCGGUGGAGCUGACUUAUGGGAGAGCACCGAAGGUUUUGUCAUCGAGCUUCGCAGUGGUGGCCCCCCACACCAAAGAGGGAUGGAGCACGGAACGAGUCGUGAAGUUCCUGGACUUCCUGCUGUCAGAGAGAUCUGGCAUAGAUCUGGAUCCAGCAAGGCUUUACGUCACUGGCCACUCGAUGGGUGGAGCUGGGGCCCUCUUCGCAGCAACGAGUAAACGCUUCGCAGCUGCUGUGCCAGUUGCUCCGUCUGGCGUCCCGCCAGCAGAAAGACUUCGAGGAGUGCCAAUUUGGGCCUUCCACGGCAAGAAUGAUGUCAUUGUGCCGAGCUACAUAACAGCAGAGCUUGGCCAAUCUCUGCGGCAGCAAGGUGCCAGCCAGGAACAAGCCAAGAUCACGCUCUAUGAUAAUGCACCCGCACCACCCGGCUGGCCUGACUACUUCGGUCACGCAAGCACGAUCCCAGCUUAUGCUGAAGCAGACCUGUACGAGUGGCUCUUGCAGCAGAAGCUGUCUUUGGAAUCUGCGUAA
This is a messenger RNA of Symbiodinium natans, 582 nucleotides long. The record is from the annotation of a GenBank genome assembly. Lineage: Eukaryota; Dinophyceae; Suessiales; Symbiodiniaceae.